Lepisosteus oculatus (spotted gar) is the source of this 1251-nucleotide messenger RNA. RefSeq names its product actin related protein 2/3 complex inhibitor (gene arpin). NCBI's taxonomy places the organism in Eukaryota, Metazoa, Chordata, Actinopteri, Semionotiformes, Lepisosteidae. Gene Ontology annotation, biological process: negative regulation of actin nucleation. The record is from RefSeq and is a predicted model, not a curated record.
GGGCGUGAUGUUAAGUUAGGUGUGGGAAGACAAAAUACAGGGAAAAUAUAGUCUUUUGCUUUCUUACAUAGUUAAAAAUAAUAUUUGUACCAUGAGUCGCAUUUAUCACAACACGGCGUUGCAGAACAAACCCGUCAACAAUGAGAAGCUAACUAGUGUGUGGCAGCCUUCCACUUAUCAAAGGGGGGCUGGUGUGAUUCUGGAAGGGAAGUUGGUUGAUGUGUCCCGUCACGUCAUCUCGGACGCCGGUGGCCGAAAGGAUCGCUACUAUGUUCUGUACAUCCAACCCAGCCAAGCCCACAGGAGGAAGUUUGAUGCAAAGGGAAAUGAAAUUGAACCAAAUUUCAGUGAAAGCCAGAAAGUGAACACGGGCUACCUCAUGUCAUCCUACAAGGUGGAGGCAAAAGGGGUGACAGACCGGCUGUCAGACGAGGAGCUGAGGGCUCUGAUUAACAAGGCAGAGCUGGUGAAGGUGACAGAGAAGCACACACCCAGCCAGUCUCUGGCCUUCUGGAUCCCAGAGGGAGAGAUGGAGAUGAUUGAGCUGGAGCAGGGCCAGGAAAUCCGAUUGAAAACCGAGGGGGACGGGCCGUUCAUCUAUUCUUUAGCCAAGCUGGAUGGUGGCUCAGUGACCAAGUGCAACUUUGCCGGUGAUGGAAAGACAGGGGCCUCCUGGACGGACAAGAUCAUGUCUAACAAAGCAGGGGUGGGCGUGGCUGUGAAAGACAGAGGGCCGGGUGAGGGCGCGGAGGACGAUGAGUGGGAGGAUUGAUGUGGAUGGCAGAAGUUUGUAGGUGCUCCGUUUCAGCAGGCCUGUAUCAGACACGUGCGUGUUCCAACAGCUGUUACAUUUGUCAGUUUAUAACCUGACAAAAUCACCAGGUUUCUUCUAUGAGCACGCUUAUCAUGAUAACACAAAUCAAGGAUAUUUUUUUGAACUACUGAGUGAUAAGAAUUGUCUUCUGGAGUCUCUAAAUACAGCCAGUAAAAUUUAAGACAUUACCCUCAGACAGCAUCCCCUCGGCACAAAAUUUCUGGCACAUGAUCACAAAUAAAUGGGUCACUCUCAUAGUCCUGGUGUCUGAACUCAUGGAUCCCAAAUCAUGGACACUGCUAAUGUCUGAAGAAAGCAGCAGCUCCUCUCCUGGGCUACCAGUAGCCAACAGCCAAUAUCAUAGGGGUGUAACCCCGGCGUGCUGGCCAAAUUUCCCAUUGUCCCUUACCAAUCAUGGCCUCCUAAUAAUCCCCAUC